GGCUCAGAAUCAACUCGAGACUUUUUCACAGAAUAAAUCAGGUCACGGGACUGAAAGAGGGGCUGCUAACAAUGGGAACAUUUGUUAAACAUUGCCGGUGUGUCUGACUUUUGUCCUCCCCUCCUACUUCCCCUCCUCCUCCCUCCUUACCUGUCCGGCAGGUUAACACCUUCACGCUGGAUGUCCAACCUGCCGCCGGCCGGAUUUUCCUGCUGGGAAGAAGCGAGGAAGAAGAGAAACUAACCUGACGACCAGAAUGAAGUUGGCAGGUUACAGUUUCGUUUGAAGUUUUAUAACUUUUUUUUUUUAAAUCUUAAGUUUGAACAUUUUUAAAUCAAGAGAAGAAGAAGAUGUUUUCCUUCCUGCGGAAAGUCAGAGACCCCCCUCCUGAGAACAUCCACAUCUCCUGUUUGCCACCCAGUAUUCCCACAGACCAGGAGCCGGAACAAACUGGAGGAAUAGCAGGCGAUGUUGUGGAGGAGAAAGCGGUGAUCCAGACCACACACACACACAGAGUCACACCCCCGUCCGUCUUCCUCCAGAAACAGAAUAAUGAACCUGUUUCCAGCACUUACUUUGACCAGAGGGUCCCUGUUCCUGACGACCAUGGGGAGAGGGGGAUCAGCCUCCGUAAGCUGUGGGCCUUCACCGGGCCGGGGUUUCUGAUGAGCAUAGCCUACCUGGACCCGGGUAACAUCGAAUCCGACCUGCAGUCUGGAGCUAAAGCUGGCUUCAAGCUCCUAUGGGUGCUGCUGGGAGCCACCAUCAUCGGCCUGCUGCUGCAGCGGCUGGCGGCUCGGCUGGGCGUCGUCACCGGGAUGCACCUCGCUGAAGUCUGCAACCGGCAGUACCACACUGUGCCUCGGAUCAUCCUGUGGUUGAUGGUGGAGCUCGCCAUCAUCGGCUCAGACAUGCAGGAAGUCAUCGGCUGCGCCAUCGCUUUCAGCCUCCUCUCUGCCGGCAGGAUUCCCUUGUGGGGUGGGGUCCUCAUCACCAUCAUCGACACAUUUGUCUUCCUCUUCUUGGAUAAAUACGGUUUGAGGAAGCUGGAAGCUUUCUUCGGUGUCCUCAUCACCGUCAUGGCCAUCACCUUCGGAUAUGAGUAUGUGACGGUGAGCCCGGAUCAAGGCGAGGUCUUAAAGGGGAUGUUUGUGCCGUACUGCGAGGGCUGCGGACCCGUUCAGAUGGGUCAGGCUGUGGGCAUCGUGGGAGCCGUCAUCAUGCCUCACAACAUCUACCUCCACUCCGCUCUCGUCAAGUCUCGAGAAGUGGAUCGAACAAACAAGAAAGAAGUCAGAGAAGCCAACAAAUACUUCUUCAUCGAGUCCACCGUCGCGCUCUUUCUGUCUUUCCUCAUCAACGUGUUUGUCGUGGCGGUUUUCGCCGAAGCUUUCUACGGACGCACAAACCAAGAGGUGUACACGGUGUGUAAUGAAACAGGAAGCCCUCAUUCCCACCUCUUCCCUCAGGACAAUCAAACUCUCACUGUGGACAUCUAUAAAGGGGGCGUGGUGCUGGGAUGCUUCUUCGGCCCAGCAGCGCUCUACAUCUGGGCCGUGGGGAUCCUUGCAGCUGGUCAGAGCUCCACGAUGACGGGAACGUACUCGGGCCAGUUCGUCAUGGAGGGUUUCUUGAACCUUCGCUGGUCGCGCUUCGCUCGGGUGUUGUUGACCCGCUCCCUCGCCAUCACGCCCACCUUGCUGGUCGCCAUCUUCCAGGACUUGCAGCACCUGACCGGCAUGAACGACUUCCUGAACGUGCUGCAGAGUAUGCAGUUGCCGUUCGCCCUCAUUCCCAUCCUCACCUUCACCAGUUUACCGUCUCUCAUGGAGGAGUUUUCCAAUGGACUAGUGUUUAAGAUCGGAGGAGGCCUGGUGGUGCUCAUGGUGUGCUGCAUCAACAUGUACUUCGUGGUGGUCUAUGUGGCCGCUCUGAACAGUGUGUGGCUGUACUUGCUGGCGGCGUUCCUCUCCAUAGCAUACCUGACAUUUGUGGGAUAUUUGGUGUGGUUGUGCCUCAUAGCUCAGGGAGUUUCCUGGCUGGAUCCGAGCCGGAGGAAAGGAACCGACACGUCCGUCCUGAUCCAGCAGGAGCCGGAGUUUGACUCCUGAAUCAGAGGACGCCUCGAUUCAAAGGUGAAGCUGUGAACAACUGGAUGGAACUGUUUUAUCUUGUUGUCACCUCGAGUGUGAGUCAGGACUUUUUUCAGGUGACAUGGCAGCCUGAAACACUGUCCGCUCCUGGUGUUCAAUGUAAACUUGAGAUGUGAGCAAAGAAGAAGAAGAAAAGACAUCUGGACAGUAGGACAAAAGAACGCUGACCACAAACUUCAUAAAUCAGUCCACCUAUCCUAACAUUCACAAAUGACACAGCCAAUGUUCACUUUGGUGUGCAGGUUCAGUGUCUAUAUGUGAAGGUGUUAUUUAAGAGAUACCUCAGUUUUUACACAAGUUCCUAAAUCUGUUUUUUUUAAUUCUCUCAAACAUAAGUCAGGAUGUUUACUUUUUAAUUUACAGAACUGUGUUCAUCUGUUUAUUACUGACACUGUGACUCACAGUAAUGGCUGCACGAUACCACACCAGAGUGUCUUCAGAGGAGGGGGGGGGAUUAAACCCUGAUCUUAUCAUGAGGGGAUAACCUGCUCUACCUUCUGAGCAAUACAAAGUGGAGCGUUGAACCACAGACACAUCAUACGACUGAACAUCCAGUGAACUAUGGGCACCGGAUAGCCUAGUGGUUAUGUCGUGCGUCCCAUGUGCAGAGGCUAUAGUCCUCGUCGCAGCGAAUGUAACCCCCCCCCCCACUCCCAACAUGUCCUGUCUCUCUUCAGUUCUCUUCUCUGAUAAAUGCAAAACAAAAUGGUCCAAAACAUCCAGAUAAUUCAGAAAAAAUAUAUGAAUACAAAAAUCUUAUCUUCCCUAAAUACGAGUAUGAAUGUCGUCUCACUGUGCAAAACAAACCACUCCUUAUCUGCACGAUCUCCUGAAGAUGCUUUAAUACUCAUAACGAUAAUGAUAACCUUUACUCAUAUUGCACCUGUAGAUCAAAAUAACAAACAGAUUUAAGAGAUCAAAUCACAAAAAGAGGUGAUAAUCACUGAGACAAAUUAGCUACGUAUAUGUGAAAAGAUUAAAAAAAGAUCAAAUAAAUCACUAAAUUAAAACAUCAGUUUUCAUUAAGAUGCAUGAGAUUAUUUUUCUACCAUGGCAUCAAUGUUAUAUAAAUGAAGAAAAGCUGAAAUAUUGGCAGCAAACUCAGGAGUAUUUAUUCAUAUAGCAGGAGUUAAUUGGUAACAGCAAUAAAAAAGAGUUAAUAAAUUAAAUCCCUGCAAACUGAUCCUGGAUCACCAGGUUAGUUUCAAAUCAACACACGUCCAUUACGAGUCAGUGAGCCUUCUUGCAGCUGCAGUUGCCGUAGAAACAGUGUUGGUCGUACACAUAAUAAACUACCUAAGUGUGUAAAUAUGAUCUUAUAUAAAUCAUAUUUCAUGCCUUUGAAUGCCCCUUGUGGCCUUUUUCAGUUCAUGAAUUCAUUUUUUUUUUUUGCAUAACCCUGCAAUAUCCACCUGCAGUUUCUCUUUUGGCCACAAGGGGGCAUUGCAGGCCACAUAGGACUCUCCUCAGAUAGAGUAAAUGCCUCUCCAACACCAGAACAUAACACAUUAAAUAACACAGUGUGUUACAUCA
Molecule: messenger RNA, 3686 nt
Organism: Labrus bergylta (ballan wrasse)
Lineage: Eukaryota; Metazoa; Chordata; Actinopteri; Labriformes; Labridae
Product: natural resistance-associated macrophage protein 2
Biological process (GO): metal ion transport
Cellular component (GO): plasma membrane
Molecular function (GO): cadmium ion transmembrane transporter activity; iron ion transmembrane transporter activity; manganese ion transmembrane transporter activity
Source: RefSeq, a predicted model, not a curated record